Messenger RNA from Anopheles merus, 2060 nucleotides. It is a transcript of the gene Got2, whose product is annotated as aspartate aminotransferase, mitochondrial. The coding region runs from base 146 to 1438 and encodes 430 amino acids. Gene Ontology annotation, cellular component: mitochondrion. Gene Ontology annotation, molecular function: pyridoxal phosphate binding; L-aspartate:2-oxoglutarate transaminase activity. The record is from RefSeq and is a predicted model, not a curated record. NCBI's taxonomy places the organism in Eukaryota, Metazoa, Arthropoda, Insecta, Diptera, Culicidae. Gene Ontology annotation, biological process: biosynthetic process; L-aspartate catabolic process. The transcript has 4 exons.
CGUGACCCGACCCUUCCCAACACACCACUUUGGCCCAAUACCGAAAGCGGUGCGUGUUUUGAUAACGCUCUGAUAACGAUUUGCACUAUCGUGUGCUUCGAUCUCUCUCUGUCGGUGAAAGCGGUUGCGUGUUCCGGUCGGAAAGAUGGCCUGCUCGAAAGCUCUGCAGCGUAGCUCAGCUGUUCUGUUGCGAAAUGUGCUCCCGGCCCAAGGUCAGCUGGCUGUACGUGCGAGCUCCUGGUGGAGCGGCGUACAGAUGGGACCGCCGGACGUUAUCCUAGGCGUGACGGAAGCGUACAAGCGCGACACGAACCCGAAAAAGAUCAACCUGGGCGUCGGUGCGUACCGUGACGAUAGCGGCAAACCGUUCGUGCUGCCCAGCGUAAAAAAGGCCGAGCAGCGGCUUGCACAGAAGCAGCUCGAUCACGAAUACUCGCCCAUCGGUGGAACGGCCGAAUUUUGCAAACACAGCAUCUUGCUGGCGCUGGGCGAAUCAAGCGAGCACGUCGCGAAUGGGCUGAACGCCACGGUGCAGGGCAUCAGUGGAACCGGUGCGCUACGCAUCGGUGGUGCCUUCCUGGCCAGCUUUUUCCCCGGCCCGAAGGAUAUCUAUCUACCGACUCCGUCCUGGGGCAACCAUGGGCCAAUCUUCCGCCACUCGGGGCUGAACGUUAAGGCGUACCGCUACUACGAUCCAUCAACCUGUGGCUUUGAUUUUGCUGGCGCGCUGGAAGAUCUGUCGAAAAUCCCAGAAAAGUCAAUAGUAUUACUCCAUGCGUGCGCCCACAAUCCCACCGGCGUCGACCCGAAACCGGAACAGUGGGCCGAGAUGUCGGCCCUCAUCAAGAAGCGCAAUCUGUUCCCGUUCUUCGACAUGGCCUACCAGGGCUUUGCGAGCGGUGACGUCGACAAGGAUGCGCUGGCGGUGCGCGAGUUCUUGCGCGAUGGCCAUCAGAUUGCGCUGGCCCAAAGCUUCGCCAAGAACAUGGGCCUGUACGGUGAGCGCGCGGGAGCGUUCUCGCUGGUCACGGGCAGCAAGGACGAAGCCGACCGUACGAUGUCGCAGAUCAAGAUCCUGAUCCGACCGAUGUACUCGAACCCGCCCAUCCACGGUGCCCGGCUGGUGGCCGAAAUUUUGGGCGACAAAUCGCUCCGCCAGGAGUGGCUCGGUGACGUGAAGCUGAUGGCCGAUCGUAUCAUCUCCGUGCGCUCCUCGCUGCGCAACAACCUGAAGGAGCUGGGCUCGUCGCGCAACUGGUCGCACAUUACCGACCAGAUCGGCAUGUUCUGCUUCACGGGCAUGAAUCAGCAGCAGUGCGAGCGUUUGUCGAAGGAGUUCAGCGUUUACCUCACGAAGGACGGCCGUAUUUCGAUGGCGGGCGUUACCUCGAAGAAUGUGGGCUAUCUGGCCGAAGCGAUCCAUGCCGUUACGAAGUAAACGGUGCGCGGACAGUUAGACUGCAGACCGAUUUUUCUGACGCCGAGCGACAUUGUAAUGCAUUUAGAAUGCAUUUUCCUUAUCGAUGAUCUACAGUGCUUUAAAGAAUACUGGAAUUACCAUAGUGAAACAUUUGAAAACAAAAAAACACACAACGCAAUCCUAUGCUACACUGCAGGGCGAGCAAGAACGUGUUUAGGAUACGCAUUUUUUUUCUACACCCGACAUUUAUCCAAUAUGUAUAGAGCACCUUUAGUGGCUUAAUUUAUCGCAGCGCGUAACAGUGCGUGUGCUUAUGCUGAUUGUGUAUACGGGCGAAUUGCGCCAGCAUAUCAGAGACCAGUCAGAGACAUCACGACCAGAGAGAAAAUCAAUCUAAUUGAUGAAAAGUGAGCUAUUAGGCAUAGGCGUUUCAUUUUGUUUUUUUGAUAUGCACAUUCUUCCAGCUGAUAUUUCGACACUUUCUAUUCUUUUUGAUAGCACAGGAUGCACGCCUUGAGUUAAUAUGAUAGAAGUAUGAAUGAGGAAGCAGUUGAGCAUUGUGAGAAGAAACUGUAUUUAAAUCAAAAUAGAUGGCUGCUGGUAGCAUUGAGAUCAAAGCAUCACUGCCCUUAAACGUAAA